Hippocampus zosterae (dwarf seahorse) is the source of this 1561-nucleotide messenger RNA. It is a transcript of the gene nudt12, whose product is annotated as nudix (nucleoside diphosphate linked moiety X)-type motif 12. The transcript is spliced from 8 exons. Gene Ontology annotation, cellular component: cytosol. Gene Ontology annotation, molecular function: protein binding; NADH pyrophosphatase activity. NCBI's taxonomy places the organism in Eukaryota, Metazoa, Chordata, Actinopteri, Syngnathiformes, Syngnathidae. Gene Ontology annotation, biological process: NADP+ catabolic process; NAD+ catabolic process. The coding region runs from base 1 to 1431 and encodes 476 amino acids. The record is from RefSeq and is a predicted model, not a curated record.
AUGGCUGUGCACUUGAACGCACCUCGUCGUGACGUCACCCGUCAUGCAACAGGGCGAUCGUCGAGUUCGUCCUGUCGUUCGACGGUUUCAGGCAAAAUGUCCGACGCGCCCGAGGAGGAAGUCGUGGCCAAGUUCCUGGACGCCUCAUCUCGCGGCGACCAAGCUCAGGUGACGUCCCUGCUGUCCGCCGUCCCGUCCCUGCUGGAGCGCACCGGCCCGAGAGGAUGGACGGCGCUCAUGCUCGCCGCCAGGAGCGGACACGCCGGCGUGGUCCAAACGUUGCUCCGACACGGGAGCGACAAGAGUCGAGUGAACAGCAGCGGUCAGAGCGCGUCCGACGUGGCCGCCUUCUGGGGUCACCAGCACGUCUCCGCCUUACUGGGCGACCGAGACGGCGCCGGGGUGGAAAACUACUUUGGGAGCGAGCCGCUGGACCGCCUGAGCGCCAAGCGUAGCGACGCCGCUUGGCUGGAGGCCCGGAAGAAAGAUCCCGCCUCCGUCUUCUUGCUCUUCUCCGAUCUCAGCCCCAUGCUGCAUCAGGACCAGCAGGGCGUGCAGCAUUUGUGUCGGCUGGGCUACGAGGCCGUCAAAGAUCUCCUGGAAAAGCCCGAGCCCGUGCUGGUCUUCUUGGGCGUGGAGAAGAGGAGGAAGAACCCAACGGCAACGGAAAAUCCUUCCGAGGAGCUCCCGGCCUGGUUCGCCAUCAGCAGCAACGAGGACCAGGCCGCGCUGCUCGGCCGCAGUCCGUACGGGGAGCAGAAGUGCUCCUUCGCCUCCACGCCGCACCGGGACCUGCUUCUCCUCACCCACGAAGAUGCCGGCGUGCUGGCUCCAGCUCGCGCCCUGCUGGCCUGGCACCAGCGUUACGCUUUCUGCUCCACGUGCGGCGGCGCCACCGUCUCUGAGGAAGGAGGACACAAGAGGAGCUGUCGCAAGCAACAGUGCCCCAGCAACAAGGGGGUACACAACACGUGCUACCCGCGUACUGACCCCGUGGUCAUCAUGCUGGUGGUCCACCCCGACGGUAACCAGUGCCUCCUGGGCCGGAAGAGCGUCUUCCCCGCCGGAAUGUUCUCCUGCCUGGCCGGUUUCAUCGAACCGGGCGAGACGCUGGAAGCGGCGGCGCGGCGCGAGGUCCGCGAGGAGAGCGGCGUGCUGGUGGGCGCCGUCCGCUACGUUUGCUGUCAGCCGUGGCCCAUGCCCUCGCAGCUCAUGAUUGGCUGCCUGUGCGUCGCCGUGGCGACCGACAUCACGGUGGACCGCAGCGAAAUCGAGGAGGCCGGAUGGUUUCCGCGGCAACGGGUGACGGAGGCGCUGCUGGGCGCAGGAUCCCGCCCAGGUUCCGUCCAAUCGGGUCUGGUCCUCCCGCCCAAGCAGACCAUCGCGCACCAGCUCCUGCGUCACUGGAUCGGCACGGCUGCCAACCUGUGAACUUUGACCUCAAUAUUCCAGAAGCACUUACAUGGGAAGAACCGUGUCAUCAACAGAAAACCUUUCUACUGUCAACCCCCCCCCCGAUUUACACCCAAAUAAAAGCGGACGACCACGUCUCGUUCCGACU